Penicillium coprophilum is the source of this 1668-nucleotide messenger RNA. Its product is annotated as putative MFS transporter. The record is from RefSeq and is a predicted model, not a curated record. Gene Ontology annotation, molecular function: transmembrane transporter activity. Gene Ontology annotation, biological process: transmembrane transport. The coding region runs from base 1 to 1668 and encodes 555 amino acids. Lineage: Eukaryota; Fungi; Ascomycota; Eurotiomycetes; Eurotiales; Aspergillaceae. The transcript is spliced from 8 exons.
AUGGCGGAGCUUCACAAUAUAUCCUCCUUUGAAGAGGAAAUGUGCCAGCCCCCGGGCACGUUCAAGCUGAUCCGAGAGGACGAAAUAGAUGAACACGGGCAACGCCUUAUCAUCCUCGACCCAAUCCCCUCGUUCGAUCCGAAUGAACCUCUAAAUUGGACCACGAUGCGCAAAUCAGUCAAUUUCACGAUCGUUUUGGCUAUGACUAUCGUUAUCUUCACAGCAAUUUCCAUUCAAGCCAUCUUUUGGCAGCAGAUGACAAUUGAUAUGGAAGUCACCUACGAAGAACUGAACAACACGAUGUCCGUAAAUUAUGUUGGUCUCGCAACUGGCUGCGUCCUUUUUAUCCCAUUCGCGAAAAAGUACGGCCGACGCCCAGUCUACAUCGUGUCGAGUGCACUGAUGUUGGCGACAACAUUCUGGUCAUAUAAAAUGACCAGUUUGGCAGAGCUGUAUGUGACCAACUUGCUGCAGGGCUUAGCUGGUGCAACCAACGAGUCGAUAGUUGCGAUAACAAUUACCGACCUGUUCUUUGUGCAUCACCGGGGCAGUAUGAAUGGGCUAUACCUGACCUGUGUCAUGAUUGGCAACUUCUUGACCCCCAUGGCUGCAGGAGCACAAGCCACAAAGUAUGGCUGGCGCUCGUCCUAUCAGACGAUGGGGAUCUUCAACGGUAUCCUUUUUAUCCUCUUCCUCUUCGUCUACGAGGAAACAAAAUACAUCCCUACAGUCACUGGGCAAGUCAGCACUACCUCCGAGGAAGAAGAAGAAGAAGAAGAAGAAGAAGAAGAAGAUCCAGCCAUCUCAAUCAGAGAAGAUGGUCCGGACAAAUUUGACACGGAGCCUGCAGCCAAAGCUUCUUCUAUCACCGAACCAGCUCGUUCCCACCAUGUGCUAGACAUCACCAUACCGCAGAACUCAUGGCGCAAGCGACUUGCCCUGAUAACGCCAACAUCAGAGCCAAUCUGGCCGUCCUUCUACAGUCCCUUCUGCGUGCUCAUCUUUCCGGCCGUGGCAUUUGCCGCGCUUCAAUACGCAGCUGGAGUAGCCUGGCUGACGGUGACCUCUAGCGUCUUGUCGCUCGUAUUUCCAGAGCCACCAUAUCUCUUCUCACCUGCUCAAAUUGGAUAUACUAGUGCUGGUCCUCUCGCCGGGAACAUCAUCGGUGCGGUAUAUGGCGGAUUCCUCGGUGAUCGGUCAAUUUUGUACUACGCAAAACGCAACAAGGGCUAUUACGAGCCUGAAAUGCGGUUGUACAUAUUGCAUCUUCCGGCUAUUUUCAUGGCAGGCGGGCUUGUCAUGUUUGGUGCAACAAUCUCUAGGGGAUUGCACUGGAUCUGGCCCAACAUUGCAGGCGCCUUCUUCGGGUUUGGUCUAGGCAGUAUUAGUGAUGCUGCAUUGGUGUUAGUCAUGGACAGUUACAGAGAGAUUACUGGCGAUGCUUUCACCGCUGUGGCGUUCCUGCGAAACGCGGUCAGUAUCGGCAUUCCAUUCGCUAUCUCUCCCUGGAUCCAGCGCAACGGCAUACAAAACAUGUUUAUAGCGUGUGGGAUGAUGAGUCUGGUUAUCACUGCGACGAUCAUUCCAAUGAUUGUAUGGGGUAAGUCUGCUCGGCGCUCAUUGACAGGCCGAUAUGACGACAUCGUGGAGCGCGCCCACGGUGUUUGA